Apus apus (common swift) is the source of this 2383-nucleotide messenger RNA. It is a transcript of the gene TFCP2L1, whose product is annotated as transcription factor CP2 like 1. Bases 2 to 1429 code for a protein of 475 amino acids. Gene Ontology annotation, biological process: regulation of transcription by RNA polymerase II. Gene Ontology annotation, cellular component: nucleus. The transcript has 15 exons. The record is from RefSeq and is a predicted model, not a curated record. NCBI's taxonomy places the organism in Eukaryota, Metazoa, Chordata, Aves, Apodiformes, Apodidae. Gene Ontology annotation, molecular function: DNA-binding transcription activator activity, RNA polymerase II-specific; RNA polymerase II cis-regulatory region sequence-specific DNA binding.
GAUGCUGUUUUGGCACACGCAGCCGGAGCACUACAACCAGCACUCGACCGGCAGCUACCUGCGAGAUGUCCUUGCAUUGCCGAUCUUCAAGCAGGAGGAACCACAGUUGUCUCCUGAGAAUGAUGCCAAACUGCCUCCCUUUCAGUACGUCCUCUGCACAGCCACGUCACCUGCUGUGAAACUGCACGAAGAAACUCUGACCUACCUCAACCAAGGUCAGUCUUAUGAAAUCCGUCUACUUGAGAAUAGGAAAUUGGGAGAGUUUCAAGAUUUAAACACAAAAUAUGUAAAGAGCAUCAUUCGCGUAGUUUUCCACGAUCGACGCCUGCAGUACACGGAGCAUCAGCAGCUCGAGGGCUGGAGGUGGAGCCGGCCUGGGGACCGCAUCCUUGAUAUAGAUAUUCCGCUGUCAGUUGGUAUCUUGGAUCCCAGGGCCAGUCCAACCCAGUUGAACACUGUUGAAUUUCUGUGGGAUCCAUCAAAGAGAGCCUCAGCAUUCAUUCAGGUACAUUGCAUCAGCACAGAAUUUACUCCACGGAAACAUGGAGGAGAGAAAGGGGUGCCCUUCCGGGUGCAAAUCGACACCUUUAAGCAGAAUGAAAAUGGUGAAUACACAGAACACUUGCAUUCUGCAAGCUGCCAGAUCAAAGUGUUCAAGCCUAAAGGAGCAGACAGAAAACAGAAGACUGACAGGGAAAAAAUGGAGAAGAAGACCACCCAAGAGAAGGAGAAGUAUCAGCCUUCCUAUGAGACAACUAUUCUUACAGAGUGCUCUCCCUGGCCAGAUGUGCCUUAUCAAAUGAACAAUGCUCCAUCUCCAAGCUACAACAGUUCUCCCAACAGCUUCAACCUUGGAGAUGGCAACAGUUCUCCAACCCACCAAGUGGAGCUCCUGCCUCCCAGCAAUGAUCAUCUCCUUCCUUCUGCUUCUAUUCAAGAUGCCCAGCAGUGGCUUCAUCGUAAUAGGUUCUCUCCAUUCUGUAGACUCUUCUCAAGUUUUUCGGGUGCUGACUUACUGAAGAUGUCCAAAGAAGACUUUGUUCAAAUCUGUGGGCCUGCUGAUGGAAUUCGACUCUUCAAUGCAAUCAAAGGAAGAAAUGUAAGGCCCAAGAUGACAAUUUAUGUCUGUCAAGAACCGGAGCAAAACAGGUCCCAUCUCCACCAAAAACGAGAAAAUGGAGAUGGCAGUCUUUGUGUAUAUCAUGCAAUCUUCUUGGAAGAAUUGACCACGCUGGAAUUAAUGGAGAAGAUUGCCAACUUGUACAGCAUUUCUCCACAGCAGAUAAAUCGAAUCUAUCGGCAGGGACCCACAGGGAUCCAUGUAUUAGUGAGCAAUGAGAUGGUGCAAAACUUCCAAGAUGAAUCUUGUUUUGUUAUCAGCACAUUAAAAGCUGAAAGCAAUGAUGGCUACCACAUAAUUUUAAAAUGACCGUCCUGCACAGAAAGACUUUAACAGCCUAAAAAUUAGUGCCUCACUGAGAUUGCUACAACCUAGACUGGAAACAUGAAGAACCUUCUGGAUAAAAUGCUCUUACGAACUAAGAAUUACCAAACAGCUUAAGGAAAAACUUGCUUUUACAGAUUUUUUUGGUGGUGUGUGGUUUAGUUGUUUGGGUUUUUUUUUUUGAAGCUGAGAACAUCCUCAAAGCUUGUACAUGUUUCUUCCUCUCUCCCUUCCUCUUCAGUCUUAAAAAUUGUCAAGGUUUCUGCUUAUUACUUAGAAACAUCUGCCUUGUACUAAAGGGAAAUGAAAGAUAAACAAAGCCCAAUUUUCUAGACACUUCAUGGUUGGGUGAAUUGAUUUAUUUACUGUUCUGAGUACUCUCUUGCUUUCAACACACACCCUGUUGCUGAUGGAGAUAGGCUCCCUGGGGCUCUUCUUUUACUCUUUGAGGUGGAAGGCUUGUGACUAAAUAUAGAAACAGAUUGGACAGUGCAGAGGAUGGACUUGGUGCCCAGUCUGCACCCAGAGUUUCAAUCCUGGGAGCCUGCACUUAGCUGCUUUCCACCUGUAGAUGUGCUCAAAGUCCAGAGACCUCGGUCUGUCCUGGCAGAGCUUCUGUAAUACCAAUCCGACUGAACGAUUUUGCAAGGUUUGAGAGAGGACAGACAACCUGAGGCAAGCAGUUCAGUGCCAUGUUAUGUCUUCAGCUUCAGAGUAGUCUCCUUGAAUGGAGUAAAUGAAGGUUUUCCAAGGAAGUGUUUUGAACACUGAAAGUUACAGAGCUCACGACAAAUUCAUACUAUGGAUUUAUUCUGCUUUGCAAAGCAUUGAUUAACUGCUAUCUUUGCUGGAACUAGGUUAUGAUCUGAAUGUUUUUUCUUCCUGUUACUCACUGAAGUAAGUAAAACUGAGUUUUGAUUGAGUCCAGGUAACCAAUCA